UCGUGCUCCUACGGGUAAUUAUAUGAUGGCCUAUAUUGUCUCGCCACUUCGUUUCACUCCCACCCUUUCUCAUCUCUCAAGCACCCGAGUUCGAUUCGGGCCAAAACCUUCACCCACCGCCCCGAGUCGACUCGGAUUCAACUCAAUGUCUCAACCGGCCUCGGAAGCCAAUCCGGACACCUCGAAACCCGAGACCCCCGACGUCCUCGUUCAGUACGUGGUGCUCCGGCGAGACCUAAUCGACACGUGGCCGUUGGGCAGUGUAGUAACACAGGGCUGCCAUGCCUCCGUCUCCGCCAUCUGGUCCCACAAAGACGACCCACACACGCUCCAGUAUUGUAGCCCUGAAAAUAUCGAUUCUAUGCAUAAGGUUACUCUUGAGGUGAAGGGAGAACCUCAAAUAUUGAACUUGUCUGAGAAGCUCAAAGCUGGUGGCAUAGAGCACAAACUGUGGAUUGAGCAACCUGAGAAUUUCCCAACUUGUCUCGCUACGAAACCUUACCCCAAAUCCAUGGUAUCUUCGUAUUUUAAAAAAUUGAAGCUCUGUAAGUGAUGUGAUACUCUGUCCUCGUCUGUUCGCUUGGCAAUUUAGUUGAUUGAAUGUGACAGAUAAUGCGCUCCUUAGAGGAAUAGACUAUAAACUUUUGCAGUUUUGCUUUCCCAUUGUGUCGAAAGUGUUAACAAGUCUCCAUGUGAACGGUGUGAUAUUGUGCCGCCUUCAUGUCUUCUAUGGCAAGAACUGUGUUGGUUUGACAAAAUGAAUAUCAGGUGCAUUGUUGGUUUUACUGUGACACCCUCCCAAUUUGACCUUAUAACCUAGCAAUUGAAAACUAUUGAGGAAACCAACUUCUCUACCGUAUAGUUCUUCUGAGCUUUGAUAUUCACCUGUUAUCCCUGAACAUUCAGCAAUUUGUACAUGUACUUAUCUCUGGUCUUGUUGAUUAGGAGAAGUGGCCCAAUUAGAAAUCAUGAAACUCUUUUGGUAGUGAAUUGUGGGUUGGCAAGUACAAAUUAGUGGACAUCCAAGGGAGAGUGUUGUAAAUACUAUAUAUAUGUGGUUGUUCACUGUAAAUACUCAUUAGUUAUGUCCUUAAGAUGUAAACACUUGUCCUGCAUGGUCUAUACAGUGCGACACCACACUCUUAGCUUCUGUUUAUGGGGUAGUAAGACUUUUUUUGUUAUAUAACUGAACUUGGUUAAUACUAACACCAGAACAGAUUUGAACAUUUUUACUUUUAAUUUCAUGCAGGGAAUACCCUCAGGGGUUGCUUAUUUUGUUAUAGGAAUUGUAGUGAAGGAAAGGGUGCCUGUCUUUUACUCGGCUUUCAAUCCCUUAGGCACUGUAAUGGUUACAAUUUUAGGGUCGUUUGUAUUAGCUGAGCAAUUGUACCUUAGGAGGUAUGCACAUUGAUUUCGGGUAUUGCCUGCAGUAUGAAAAUAUUAGUACAGAGUUCAACAAACUGGAUUUCAGGAUUAAUUUCAAACAUGCAGGUAUUGGGAUGGCCAAAUAGGCCAACUGGUAUAAGAAGCCAGACUCACAUUCUGGCUCUCCAGCAAGCCGGUCGAUUCAAAUCCCACUUCUAACAUCAUUGUAAUUUGUGAAACAAUAUAUAACCGAGUUCAUUAUAGUA
Rosa chinensis is the source of this 1631-nucleotide messenger RNA. Its product is annotated as putative peptidyl-tRNA hydrolase PTRHD1. The coding region runs from base 23 to 553 and encodes 176 amino acids. The record is from RefSeq and is a predicted model, not a curated record. The transcript is spliced from 2 exons. Gene Ontology annotation, molecular function: peptidyl-tRNA hydrolase activity. NCBI's taxonomy places the organism in Eukaryota, Viridiplantae, Streptophyta, Magnoliopsida, Rosales, Rosaceae.